AUGUUGCUUAAAUUAAGCCGCAAACUGUGCUCGCUAUCGUCAAGAAUGUCACGGAUCUUCGCAAUUUCGGACAUUCAUGUCGACAUACCGGAAAACCUUCACUUUGUUGAGAGUUGGUCCGCAAGUGAUUACCAACAAGAUGUACUUAUUGUGGCUGGCGAUGUAACCGACAACAUGACACUGUUAAAAAGUGUUCUUCAAUCUCUCACAGAGAAGUUCUCCAAGGUGUGCUUCGUACCAGGUACAUAGAUCAGGACAGAGCUAUUUUGAAAUAUAGGUUAUUUUCAAGAGGAGCUUCCGCUCCCUAGAAAGGCUUAAUGGGCCGGGAUCAGAUGCUCGUUUUCUCGCUUUACUGAGUUGUAGCAAAUUUAGGCUCGUUUCAAACGUCGUGCUACUGCCUUGCCGAACUCAAUUGAUCGAAUUAAAUUCGACUUAAGCAAGCCAGUAGCGCGACGUCUGAAACCAAAUCGUGCUACUGCCGUGUAUCACGGCAAGCCCUGCCGUUCUACACGGAAGUAGCUCGACUUGGUUUCAAACGUCGUGCUACCACCGUGCCGAACUCAAUUCAUCAAUUAUAAAUACAUUAGAAUAUAUUUAAAAGUUUGCUAAACCGUUUCUUUAUUUUUGUGUUUUGUUUUUGGCAACAGCCAUUGUAUUCGACUGUCAUUGUGUGAAUUAAAUUCGACGUCUGAAACCAAGUCGUGCUAGUGUCGUGCUGCAGUCGAGUUACAGUCGAGCCAGCUUAGCACGGCAGUAUCACGACGUUUGAAACAGGCCUUAUAUGUGAUAUUCUAGAGAAGAUUAGAGAACACUUACUGUCAUCAGAUUCACAACAUCAUUAGAAAUUCUAGAAAGUCUAAGAAGUUCCGCAUGAUGUAUCUAAGUGUCAAGGUUAUAUUUGCAACAUCUAAAUAAUUAAUUUUGAGUCUUUUGGACUGUGUGAUCAAAAGAGAUUAUUAUCAAUAGCACAAAAUCACACAUUUGCAUAAUUUUAGGGCUGGAGCAUUCUACCCUUAGUUGCAGAGAUGCUAACCUCUCGAGUUUUAAAAACUGGACUCUCCCUUUUGCAUCACCCCCUCCCCCCUGCAAUGUCAAUUUAGUACAUUAUAUCAAAUUUUACAUGAAUUACCUCCCCUCAAAACUCACUUCAACUCUAAAUAAAAGCAGAUUUUCUAAUCCAGGAGUUUUGGUGACCUGUACGGGAGAGCGGGGGGUUGGUGCUGUACCUGUGGGACUCCUGGACAAUCCAGGAGUGUUGGCACAUAUGUAGGUGUAAGAAACACUAUUGCCAUCCAUAAUUUUUUCCUUCCUUGUAUAGUUGUACCGAGUUAACAUCAAACUUCAACUAAUGAGCCUUACAUCUCAAACUGCAUCCCAGCUUACAAAAAACGUCCCCAAAAUGACCAUUGAAAUGGAAUGAUGUACAAACUGAUUUACUCACUUUGUUUUGUGACCUUUUUGUUCUAAACAUUUUGUUGUGUGUUGUUGUAUGAUUUUGAUUGUGUUAUUGAUUAACAGACUAUCUAAACCAUUUUAAAAAGCGAAAUUUGUUCUUACCUUCCCCCCUCCCCAUAAUGGCCGCUUGUCUACAGUGGCCAUUUGUCUCUAUCCCAAAGAUGAUUGUUGUAGAGAACUUCAGCUGUAUAAUAUAUAGAUUUAGCCAGAGCUAAAAGUUGAUACAUUCUAAAUUUGUUUCAGACAAUGGAUUUUAAACCAUUGCAAAGAAAUCUACACAUCUAUAGUUAACUUUAGGGGAGAACCAUAUAACUGAAAAACAUAAACUGGAACCUGCGAUCAGCUAAAAGCUAACAACUGGUGAGGGGAAACUUAAAAAAAGCAUGUGACGUCGAUGAGUUGGCCCCUGAGCUUGCGAUACGGUCAUGUGACACUGGUCAGCGAAUACUCUGUUUUGACCCUAAUGUGGAUGUCUAUUAUCAAUUUAAACACAGGUUACUGGCUCCCACCCUAGCUAUAAAGUUUGACAUUUCACAUUGGUUUCCCUGUGGUGCGGGCGGACAGACAGUCACGUGAUUACCAAAAUUUCUCGGAUGGUUGCACCAUUAGCGAACUUAAGCAGCUACGUUUUUGAGCCAUGGACGUCAACCGGAAAUGGACAGUUUGCAAUCUUGAGCCGUCAUUUUGAACAAUUUUUUUUGGUCAAAUCGUCUCUAUAAGAGUAAAGAAACUUAGCAAUACAAAUUUGGCAGGGUUUUGGCAUAUUAAAAGAGAAAAAGGCUCACUUCCGGUUGACGUGCAUCUCUCAAAAACGUCACACGUCACUGUUUAAACUCGCUAUUAAUUCAAUCAAAACAAAAAACAGUUUUCAAUUAAGUCUUACAUAACACAUAAACAAUUAGUCUCACAUAAAACUAAAGGGUUUUUUUGCUGACAAGUGAGUAUUGUCAUUAUUCACUGGCAUUGUUUUCAGGUUUCAUUUGCACGUGCACAACUUUAGCAAAAGACUAAUUUGCAUUCACGAGAUACCUCAAUUACUUUCCGGUCAUGUUGAGGGGUCUCCGUAACAAUGAUAACAAGGUGAAUAAGAACAUCUAUUGCAGAAAGGAAACAUAAAAGCGAAUAAACUAUUGCAUAGCGAUUUAUUUCUGCGUCCCUCAUGAUGAAGAAGUGACGUUACAGCCAUUGUCUUCACCAUUUCUGCUACAUCAGCAUAUUUCGGAGAUUUCUUCGGAAAGUAAUCGAGGGUCCUUUUGAAUGCAAUUUAAAGUUUGCGUGUGUUUAUGAAACUUGAAAUCAAUGCCAGUGAAUAAUGAGGACACUCACUUGUAAACACAAAAUCUGGUGGAAAAAUUUGUGGCAUUUGAAGCCCCAAUUUGCCUUCCUUGUUUUCAAUGUCCUUGAAUCUUGGAGGAGAUGUAAAUUGAUGAUUAAUCAAUUAAUUGUGGGUUAAAAUAAAACAGUCAGGGGAAAAGGGAGUGGUUUUUCCCUUCCUUUCUUUUUUCGCCCUUAAAUUCACCUAACGUCGUUCCCAGGGUAGGAGAGAGAACCUGGGAACAAGAUUGAAAUUCCCCCUCUUCUUUACCGCCUUCCUUGAGGCUAAGCAGGCCAAAACUCAAGAUCUAAAAUUGAAUGAAAGAAGGUACCGCCUUGUAGACGGCUAUAUCUUUACGCUGUCGGAUUCAUGACCUCGUGGAACUACAGUUACGCGAGUUUUCAGGGGAUUGUAAUAUUAUCAUAUUUUGUCCACUUGUGUUCAUGUAGUUCUUUAUCCGCCUUUUUGUUUUCAAUUCUAUUUCAGGAAAUCACGACCUAUGGAUUCGAAAGACAUCUGAUGCCUACGGCCAGGAAAAUUCUAUUUCCAAAUUUCACGCUGUCGUAGCACUUUGUGACGCAAUUGGCGUUUACAUAAGACCAGUGAAGGUCCAAUGCUGCAACAAUACCUCCGCCUGGGUUGUGCCAAUAUAUUCCUGGUAUGCUCAGCCUGAAGAUGACCCUAACAACUCUUUAUAUAUUGCUAGAGACUCCGAAGAUGUGGAGUUUUCCAAAAGGGUUUGGAUGGAUAAUCAUAUGUGUAAAUGGCCUUCGCUUCAGAGAAGUGUCUCUCAACAUUUCGCGGAACUUAGCGAAAAAUUUGUGAAUAGGAGCUACGAUGCACCAGUGAUAUCUUUCAGCCAUUUUCUUCCCCGUUUGGAGCUAAUCCCAGCCUCGGACGAGGAAAUCAAGCAUGUAGAAGAGGAGAGAAAGCGUUUAAAACUUCCUGUGUUAGACAACCCCAGGGCUCAGGGAGCGCAGAUUCAAUUUAAUUUCACGCGUUUUGCAGGCUCUAAAAGAAUAGAAGAGCAAAUUCGAAGGUUAGGACCUAAAGUUCAUGUUCAUGGUCACCAACACCGUAAUAGGGACCGGGCCAUAGAUGGGGUGCGUUAUGUAUCCUUUUGCCUGGGCUACCCGCGAGAAAGGUCCAUUGGAGUUAUAUGGGGCCUCUCAGAAGGUAAUGGUCCAAGACAAAUAUGGCCGACGGAGUAG
This is a messenger RNA of Porites evermanni, 3981 nucleotides long. NCBI's taxonomy places the organism in Eukaryota, Metazoa, Cnidaria, Anthozoa, Scleractinia, Poritidae. The record is from the annotation of a GenBank genome assembly.